Aspergillus eucalypticola CBS 122712 is the source of this 2364-nucleotide messenger RNA. RefSeq lists its product as uncharacterized. The record is from RefSeq and is a predicted model, not a curated record. The transcript is spliced from 10 exons. The coding region runs from base 1 to 2364 and encodes 787 amino acids. Gene Ontology annotation, biological process: fatty acid biosynthetic process; secondary metabolite biosynthetic process. Gene Ontology annotation, molecular function: oxidoreductase activity; fatty acid synthase activity. NCBI's taxonomy places the organism in Eukaryota, Fungi, Ascomycota, Eurotiomycetes, Eurotiales, Aspergillaceae.
AUGACGAAGAAUAUGCAAGCAUCACAUACAAUCAGUGGAGACGAUGAGAGAAAUUAUUUCACGUCGGGAAAGGAGAUACCCCCGUCAACAUUAUCCGGCCUUAAUGGAGAUGACCCGGUUGCUCCCUGUGGGGAACGCACAACGAAUGUGGACUUGCCAGACGUCUCGCGUCUUAAACCAUCGGAGAGUGAACUAUCAGGCUUAUAUACUCCAAUUGCGGUAUUUUGGGAUUGUUUGAUGAAAGAAGACGGCCUCUGUGAGGUGCCGAAGAGCAGAUAUAACGUCGAUUCAUUUUAUCAUCCGACAAGAGAGCGCUCCACUCAAACAAAGUAUGGUUAUUUCCUGCAAGAAGACCCGGCCUAUUUCGACGCCCAAUUAUUCUCCGUGCGAAACCAUGAAUCAACCCGAAUGGAUCCGCAACAGCGGCUCCUCCUGGAGCUGGUUUGGGAAUGCCUCGAGAGCGCGGGAGAAACAGACUGGGAAGAGAUCCACAGACUGUCGACAGAUAUCAUGCUCUGGGCACAGGCGAUUAUGUCUUGGCAAAUUGUGUUCCUACAGAUACGACUUCCGGGGUCCCAGCAUAAUGCCAUUCCCUCUUCCAUUGAGCACUUGCUUGUCAGGAGCGUUGGCGAAUACAUGGACGUUAAUGUGGAAGUCAAACAGGAAACUGGUAACUUCCUAGCUGGGAAUGCAACUGCCAUGUUUGAAGACAAUGUAGUACUUUCUAUGAGGCGUGGGAUGCACUUCUCACAUGGCAGUGAGGGAAAUACAAGUCCCAUCCCACUUGUGGUUCAGGUUCAAUGGAGGCCUAACAUUGAUUUUCAGCCGCCUCAGGUGUUGCUCCCACACUUUGAGAUGUCCAAAUCCCUAGUGGAUAUCCUACACAAAACGAACGGAAUUGCAGGGAUGUACAUCUUACAGACAGUCGAGAAGAUCAAGCAUAUUCAGCCACAAGCCUCGCAUUUAUCCAAGUGGAAAGAUUGGCUUUUGACGAAAGAAGCUAAUAUAUACAACGAUGCUCAGAUAUUAGGUUCCUAUCGUGACAGUCACUGCGCUGGACCUACUCAACAACAACAAUCUGAUGGGGCAAUGCUACGCUUGGGGUCAGAAAGAUCGGUUGGGGGCACUGGAGCGGCCACCGCAGCCGCAUUGCGUACAUUAUACAACUUGGGAGUGCCCAUGUACUCCAAUUACAUGCUCACUGAUAUAGCGCCCAACUCCCUUGAGGAAGCUCGUAGCAGAUUUGAAUCUUACAAAAACAUGCAACAUGUGACUUUGGACAUAAGACGUGAUCCUCUGGAACAAGGCUUCGCAGAAUCCGCAUUCGAUCUCAUUAUCGCAUCCAAUGGAGCGUUACCUUCGUGGUGGAUAAGUGAGGACAGACGACGCGAUGGGCAUUACAUGAUCCUAGAGGGACGGAAUCAAGAGCUACAUGAUGCUGGCUUCACUGGGACUGACAUCAUACGAGACGACUUUGAUGCGCCUUACCGAUCUUCAGCAACCAUAAUAACGAGGCUUAUAGCCGGCUCAACAAUCAAACCAUCUAUUUCGUUGCUAAUUACCGACCGACAGUCCCCAGGUAACUGGGCGAAUACUGUUCAUUCUAGGCUCACAGACCUAGGGUAUAUGGUGGAAUGGACUACCUUGGCUGAUCCACCAACUAAUAAGAAGUGCAUUACAGUCUUGCUUGACCAGGAGGUCCCGUUUCUUUUCGAAUUGACAGAUAGUGAUUUCCAUGCUCUAAGGGAUUAUUCAGCACAGAUCAAUCAGUGUGUCACACUAUGGGUUACGAAGAGCACGCAAGUCACUAGUGAAGACCCGAACUUCGGUCUUGGGCAAGGCUUUGUGCGAUCUGUGAGACAAGAGCUGAUGAUUGGUAUAUACAUGCUUGAGGUUGAGUCAUUUGAGCAAAAUGCUGCAAGUGCACUAGGGAAGAUUGUCCAAAAAAGUCUUACAGUUCAAGGAUGUGGCAGAUUUUGUGCUCCUCAGCGCGUAUACCGCUGGCUUAUAGCUAACAGCUCCUACGAUAUCCUGGCCGCUUUGGGCUACGUUGGGAGCACAAGUGAGCUGGGCCUAGAGGGAAGUGGAACCGUUCGGCGAGCUGGCAAGCAUGUCACCGACCUUGUGGCUGGUGAUGAAGUGUCAGUGCUGCUCAGCGGGCUGUCGAUGAAAUAUGCAGCAGGCAUGGCGCUGGCAUACUUAACAGCAAUUUACUCGCUGGACUACGUGGGACAGGUUCAGAAGGAUCAGACUGUUCGCAUUCACUCUGCAUGUGGGGGUGUCCGUCUAGCCGCUAUUCAAAUAUGCAAGAUACGUGGUGCCAAAGUAUCUAAGGCGAGAAGCAUUACUCCCCGUCUUUCCUAA